AUGCAACCUAUAGAACGUGCUGAGGAGCUACUGGCCCAUGAGCGAGAGAAAAUUGGUUUGUUCCGGAUGCCGUUUCGCACACUUCAACUUUCAUGUGCCUAUUGCGUGAAGACUGUCACCAGCUACGUUGUCAAGUGUAUCAAGUCAUCCGCCUUUAUGUUUGUGCUACCGGUUAUCCUUCUGGUGGUUGGAGUUUCGACUUUUUUGAUCGAUUCCCCCGCUGGUCGUGCAUUCAGGUUCCUAGACGCUGAUGGCGAUGGCUAUGUGUCAGUUGCAGAGGUGGAGGGUUAUUUUAGAGACAAAUUGAACAGGAAACUGGGUGCUGGACGAGGGGCAAAUUCUAUUUUCCCUUCCGGAACUGCCCGUUUAGACAAGUCGAAGUUCACGUCAUGGUGGGUGGAAGGCUACGGUGAUGCUGUUAGACAGAACGCUUUCUUCAACCAAGGACCCUGGAGGGAGGCUGAGUACAUGCUCGCUGAUGCGCUGUGGUGGCUCGGCCUGGGAAUCCUUUCUUCAAUUGGUUUGGGCACAGGGAUGCACUCUGGGUUGUUGUUCUUGUUUCCCUAUAUUUACCAGCUUUGCGCUGCAGUAGACUCAUGCGGUAACACUAACUUUUGGACGUACCCGGUGAACCCCAUUUACGGGCCGCGGGAUCGUGUGUUUGCCUGCCUUAACCCUCAAAAGAAGGAUGUCCCGACGUCGGUACUUACACGUGUGCUGAUGCUGCUCCCUGCAUGCUUCAUUUGGGGGGUGGGCACAGCAAUCGGCGAGAUUCCGCCGUACCUGUUGAGUUACACGGCGGCCCGGCAGGGAAAGCGCAACUCGGAGUUGGAUGAGGCUUCAAGGUACGACAUCCUUAAUAAAAUGAAGGCAUGGAUGCUGGAGAAAAUACAACGUUAUGGCUUCGUAGCAGUUCUCCUACUCGCCGCUUGGCCUAACAUGGCUUUUGAUCUCUGUGGUAUGGCCUGCGGACAGUUUCUGAUGCCCUUCUGGACCUUCUUUGGUGCAACACUCAUUGGUAAGGCAUUUUGCAAGAUUACACUGCAGGCUGUUUUCUUUGUUCAUCUAUUCUCCGGUGACAACGUGGAGCGCUUGAUCCAUCGUGUAGGUGACGUCAUAGCAGCUGUUGUUGUUAUCCCCUCCUCAGUUUAUUCGGGUGGGACUCAGGGCCUUGUCAAAAAGGCCGUAGAGGCUGUUGUGCGCGCCCGCCAAAGUAUCGCCCUAAGGGCACGCGGUGAAGCAACUGUCGGCGAGGGAAUGCAGUCUGCAUCCCUCUUAGCGACUAUCUUCGGUUGGGUAGUCGUUGCAGCAAUCGCUUUUUUCGCUAAAUCCGUCGUGGAAACGUUUGCUCAGAACGAGCAACAACAAUACGACAAGAUUGUACUAGAAUAUAUUGGGAAGGCAUUGGCACGAGGUCGGUCGAAAAAGAGCGUCACCGACGAAGAAUUGCUUCAACUAAUUGAGGAGUCGCAACGCUUAUGCGUGGAACCAGAGCACCUGAUGAGUUUUAACCAUGAGACGCUCGUAACCUAUGUUUGCGUGGUUGUCGCUGGUUUCGUGAUGGUUCACUAUUCCGCAGUUGCCGGUCUCUCGCUCCUAUUCCACAUGUUUGUGUGUAUGGUACAUAACAACGAGUCUCUCCACCCAGUGACACUGUGGUUGCUGCGACUGUUGUUUGCGUCAGCGGCCCUUUACACGUUGUGUGGCCUGGAAACGCUGUAG
Trypanosoma brucei brucei TREU927 is the source of this 1722-nucleotide messenger RNA. RefSeq lists its product as hypothetical. NCBI's taxonomy places the organism in Eukaryota, Euglenozoa, Kinetoplastea, Trypanosomatida, Trypanosomatidae. The transcript has a single exon. Gene Ontology annotation, molecular function: calcium ion binding. The coding region runs from base 1 to 1722 and encodes 573 amino acids. The record is from RefSeq and is a predicted model, not a curated record.